GAGGGUUUCAAGAAGGCACUGAAGAUGGUUGGGGAGGAGUUCCUGGACCGUCUGGAUUUCUACAAGUCCUCCUGCUGCCAGCUCGUGAGGUCGUGGAGGAAGCUGUUAAGAAGAGGCAUCAGAUAGAUCCCAGUGGAGAGGUACUCCUUUUUUCCCAGGGUGGAUGUCCUUGGAAGGAGCAUUUGUUUGCCUUAGAGAAGGAGCUCCACGUGGAGACGCCCAUUAAGUUUGUCCUUUACCCAGACCAGAAUGGACAGUGGAGGGUCCAGUGUGUCCCUGCUGGGCUCAACACUUUCCAGAACAGGCUGUCGCUGCCAGAAGAGUGGCGUGGUGUUCGGGAUGAAGCGCUGUCGGAGCUCAGCGGGAUCAAGGGCUGCAUCUUUGUCCACGCCGGAGGCUUUAUUGGCGGGAACAAGACCCAGGAAGGAGCGAUGGAGAUGGCCCGCAGGACCCUGCAGGCCGCCGCCCAGUCCCCGGCGAACGGAAACAGCUGACUUAAUUACCAUGUUGUUUAGUGAUAUACCAACGCAGACUCUGGGCUCUGGGUCAUCGUGCUGACUCAUAAUAUCCUUCUUCUCUCUGCCUGUUCUUAUAAAUGUCUGUUCUGGAGUUCUUUUGAAAUAAAAGACUGAUUUGACAUA
Molecule: messenger RNA, 641 nt
Organism: Maylandia zebra (zebra mbuna)
Lineage: Eukaryota; Metazoa; Chordata; Actinopteri; Cichliformes; Cichlidae
Source: RefSeq, a predicted model, not a curated record